Messenger RNA from Musa acuminata AAA Group (dessert banana), 4811 nucleotides. Its product is annotated as B3 domain-containing protein Os02g0683500-like. The transcript has 2 exons. Gene Ontology annotation, molecular function: DNA-binding transcription factor activity; DNA binding. NCBI's taxonomy places the organism in Eukaryota, Viridiplantae, Streptophyta, Magnoliopsida, Zingiberales, Musaceae. The coding region runs from base 355 to 1371 and encodes 338 amino acids. The record is from RefSeq and is a predicted model, not a curated record.
CAUACCACCAUCCUUCUUCUGGGAAACUUCUAAGGCGGUCUCGGUUGGUAGGACAAAGAAUAAGCCACGAAACCAAGCUAAUAUAGUGGUGUUACGAUGCACUCAACAUCUCAUCUCUUCUCCCAAGGGGUCAAUGGCAUCCCGCUUAAUCUACAAACCUUUCUACUCUGCAGUCAAAACUUGAGGCACCGACCCCCCGCCCCCUUUGAUUCUUUCUUUAGAUCGCAGAUCAGGAUAAUACAAGGAAGGAAGGAAGGAAGGAAGAAAUAGGAAAAGACGAUACUAAUAUCAGGGGAAUAGUAGCCCUCCUGCUGCUGCUGCUGCUAUCACUUUUAGUUGGGGUUUCUUUUGAGGAUGGAGUUCACGCAUGGAAGAAGAAAUAGGUUUUCCAUCACCGAGAAAGAAGAGAAAGGGGAAGAUUGCAGAUAUGCUGCUUUCGUACCUUCCCCUUCUUCCUCCUCGUCGCCAUCGUCCUCCUCCGCUCCUUUCAGGCGGAACGACGGCUCCUCGGCCAGCGGCGACAACCUUUUUGUGGAGAAGGAGCACAUGUUCGACAAGGUGGUAACGCCAAGCGACGUCGGCAAGCUAAACCGGCUGGUGAUCCCGAAGCAACACGCCGAGAGGUACUUCCCGCUGGACGCGUCGGCCAACGAGAAGGGGCUGCUGCUCAGCUUCGAGGACCGCACCGGCAAAUCUUGGCGCUUCAGGUACUCCUACUGGAACAGCAGCCAGAGCUACGUGAUGACCAAGGGAUGGAGCCGGUUCGUCAAGGAGAAGCGGCUCGACGCCGGGGACACCGUCUCCUUCAGUCGUGGCGUUGGCGACUCCGGUCAACGUAAUCUUUACAUCGACUGGAAGCGGCGGCCGGAGAACCACGACCCGGCCCGGAUGCCCCGCGUUCCUCUCCCGGCCGUAUCCUUUGUGCGGUCGGUAGGACCGUGGGGCGGUCACCUCGUCAUGCCACCGGCGUCGGCGUACGACCGCCGCCGCGAAAGCUAUGGAUACAGUGUCGCGAGCCCGAGUGCUAUCGGGGGACAGCUUCUUUUCUUUCGUUCCCCAGAGACCGCGCCGCCACCCGUGAAGGUGCAACCCAGUGGCAGUGGCGGCCUGUCCAUGGUUCUUGAACCGAUGCCGGAGGUCCACAGCCAGGCGACGGCCAAGCGUGUAAGGCUAUUCGGAGUCAACCUUGUCCGUCCCGAAUCAGAAGGCGACGGCGGCGGCGGCGAAUCUACAUCAUCUUGCCUGUUACCAUCGCAAGAAACAUCUGCUCUCCAUCUCCUCCGAUUUCAGCAUGGCAGCGUCGAGUCCUCCUUGGCAUCAUCGUCCUCGAUGAGCAAGGAGCAGCAUUCGUCGUUGGAUCUUGACCUAUGAGGAGGAAGGACCCUGCGAGGGAGCAUAUUGCCAUUCACAUGCUAAUCAAUUGGGAUGGAAAUCGAACCCGAAUAGAAUGAAAGUUUUGGAGGUUCUUUCUUUAAUCUUGUGCUUCUCUUUUACUCUUAAAAACGGAAGAACGGAUGGGUGCAUCCAAAUCAAGAGCUGGUUUAAUCCUCCAUAAUCUUCUCUUAAAAGUGUAAAUACGCUGGAAGAUUCAAAGGCUCGUAAGCCCACAACAUAGGAUUCUUUUGCUAUAAACUCUCAUGUCUUUGUUGAUCUUCCUUUGAAUUGGAGUUUAUUCCAACUCCUAAGCCAGGUUUUAACAGCGUCAUCUCUCUCAGAAGACUCCAAAGUAGUCGAUUCGGCAUUCCUUAAAAUGGAGGACAGACAGUUCUGGAGCAAAUAGAGGUCAGAUCGAAAUCCUUCUCUGUCCAUUUUCCUAUCUUGCAUUUACCGGGAUUACUUUUUGGUCUGCUGUGGCAGCGUUACAAUACUUUCAUCCAUGCACUAAGGGUAGCUUAGGACACGACUCCAUACACCUGCAUAGAUUUUCUUCCUUCCCUUCCUUUUAGCUGAAUGUCUUGUAGAACUUGUGUCACCGUAGGAAGUUGCAGAAGGAUGAAUUACCUGCUCCUCAUUUAAUUAAAGGCUGUUAAAGUUGGAUUAUCUUUGCUUCUGCUGCAAAUUUAUUGAGUUCCACCUGUUGAUAUAUGUACACAAAGGUGCGAUGUUCUCCAUAGUUUCAUGCUUUUACUGGUUUAUUAAUCUUCUUACUCCCAAAAUUAAACGGAGAAGUUCAUAUGAUUUACAUGUAAAUGAAACUUUGAAGGCAAAAAUAAUCUACAUGUCUAGUAGCUUUAUCCCAAUCUUUUCCCUACAAGUAUUUCGUUGUCUCUAGCAAUUUUCACUCAAAAAUUGCUCCUUACAAUUUUCAUUAGAAGAAAAUCUCCUUAUAUGUUCCGUUUAAAAUGUUAAUUAGUGAUUAACUAGCCAUUAAUGCUUCCAAUCUCGUGAAGGUUAAUUAGUAAUUAAUCUGAUUGAAAGCUGGUAUUGUUCUAUCAGUCAUGCCAUGUUCAUUCAUUGCUGAUGCUACAAGAGAGUGACAUUUAUAUCACUUUACCGUAAUGCUACAGACUGGUCCCAUGAAACUCUUCCACCGAAAGCAAGGUUAGAAAGACAACAACAUGGCUACUACUAACAUUUUAUUUCAUUUCUCCGGACUAUAAUAAGAUCGUAAUUGGCUCCUACUUGAACAAAGAGAUACCUUCUUUUAGUUUUACAUGGUUGUGCACAUGAGUACAUCAUCAUGCAGUGAUGAAUAGCUUGUGCUUAUCGACGCAGAAUAAAACAAGGUUCAUUCAUGCAUAUUAUAUAGGUCUUCUCAUUGUUUCUUCGGAAAAUGCUAGUUAUGACUUAGAAAAUUUUGCGCUUGCGAUACCGAUGUUGAUUAAGGAAUAACUCAUUGUCAAUUUGUCUAGUACAGUGUCGGAUACAUACCUAAGUAUUUGAAGAAAUCGUGUGGUAUUCGUGUUGAUUAAUGUUAUAUUGGUCAUGAACAUAUAGAUUAUAGGUUUGGCAUUGUACGUAAUCAAUUCACUUACUUUCAAAUGGUCGUACUUUGAUAUGCUAAUCGAGCUUUAUAUAAGUACUUUUUCUAAGUCUUAUUUAUUUGGUCAUCUUGGCAUGCUAGUUUUAUUUAGGGCAUCUCUCACAUGAUAGCAUACUGUGAAACUAAUUAAGAUGCAAUCCUUGCAUAUAGAACGGACGUAUGCUUAUGUCCUCUUGAUUGAUCACUCAUGUUAUUGAUCUGAUUUGAAGACGUCUAUUGAGGGGGAAGAAUUGCUAUUAUUGUACUAUGUAUCAAGAUGAAUGAGCAUGCACAUGACAAUAGGUUUGGUCCUUUGAAUUUGAGAUGAUGGUUAGCAACUUUAGAUAGGACAGCCAUUGAAUCAGUCUUCUUUUUGUCUUGAUCACAAUAUCACAAAAAAUGGUCAUGUAAUUUGCAGAAACAAUACAUUGGCACAGUUGAAAAACUUGCAAAUGCAAAUGUAACCUAAAGAUAUGAUAAUAGCAGCGAUGAUGUCUAUUACAAUAUUAUAUUUUUCAUAGACCUUUUAGACGGCUGAAUGGUAUUGCUAUUGGUCAUGAAUUAUGACUCCAUCUCUGAGGCCAUGAUGAUGCAUUAUGAAAUUUAAUUUGGCGAACCAGUUGAGUAUGUAUGUUUGGGCAACGAACAUCAUCCGUAUUGCUAAUUGUCACAGCAUGCGAAAUAGGGUAUUCUUCUAUGGUUAAAGAACCUGCAAUUUAUAGAGAUUAAAGCGUUGGGGCCACAAUGGUGUCAAUUUCAUUUAUCAUAGCUUUGGGGCCAUAAUGUUAAACUUUGGAUUAGAGUGAUUCCAAUUCCCUCAUAUAAGACUCCUAUUGUUCAGUUUGAUGUUUGCACUCCUAUAAACUAUUCUCACUAAUAAGCAUCAUAAUCGCGUGUCUUAGUUUUCUAACUAGCAAUUUACUUAUAUCUUUUAGAUAUCAUGAGCCUCUCCUUGAAGUGUCCGUAUAAACUGUUGCAAUUCGACGUAUGUUGGAUGUAAGUUUUAUGGUUCAUCUAUUGAAUUCUUUCCUUAUGAACAUAUGCUUGUGCAUUUUCUGCUACUACUGCACUCGGCCAACAAUGAGUUCCUCUCUGAUGUUUGGUUUACGUGCACUGAAUACUAACCCAAAUUUUAAAGAGAAAGGAAUUAGAAAUUUAAAUAAAUAAAGUACAUUAUAUAUAUAUUCCAUUUUAUGUAUGCAUUCGUGGCAUUAAAGAAAUGAUGAAGAUGAGAGUUGUACAAUGUGCAUUUGAGCAAAUCUGUUCCAGUCACCAUGUUAAUCAAAACAAUUUAGUUUAGUUGCAGGAAGAAGCUGAUUUGAUGUUGUUGUUUUAUUUUUAUUUUACAUUUUUGAAAUACUAAUGUGGCAAGCAUAAUUGGCUAAAAACAAGCAUUUGAUUUUGAUUUGCUCAGGCUUAUAAGACUUGCAAGUUUCUUUUGUGUUCCUGAUCAGAUCUGAGAGUACUGACUGGAGGCUUCUUGAAGCACAAUUUAGAACUUUUCCUUGAAAGGAAGGUUUCUUGUGAAGACCUGCAGAAAGCGCAGAUGAUGGCUUGAAUAAUGCACCCCAAAGAAACUGGAGGAAGAUCUCAUGGGGACUUCGAAACAUAGCUGUUAACUUUUGAAGAGGACGUAACUUCAAAAUACUUUCCCUACAUUUACCCAUACUACCUCUUUCUUUGGAAGCUCAUGUCAUUUGCGUAUCCGAUGCAGAAAUAAGAUAUAUUAUAAUAUUACAAGAUGGUAGAUAAAGGCUGAUUAGUACACGAUUUGGGAGUACUCUAAAUCUGUAACUUCAUAAUGUUAAACAGGGACUUUCUCACAUUUAAGAUGACUUGCUUUUCUUCU